CUUCUACCUUGCAAAAUUUCUGAGGGGCGGAGCAUCUGGUACUCCCUUUAAUUCCCGAGUUGUGUUUCAAUUUCCUUUUGAGCAAGUGCUUUCCUGCACUAAUCAGAUUUCGUAGAGGAAGAAAACUUGACAUCGUGUGAGCACUCUCAGCAAUUAAAUGUACCCCUAAAAGACCUCAGAAUGAGAUUUCUAGGGGAGAUCGUUUGGCUUAUAUUGUGGGCGGUUUGUGUUGCACAAGAUUGCAAAGAACCCCCUCCAAGAAAACAAACUGAGGUGUUGUCAGGUGCCUGGACUGCACAAACAUAUCCAGAGGGCACUCGGGCUACCUAUAAAUGCCGACCUGGAUUUAGAACUCUUGGAGCUAUUAUAAUGGAAUGCAGGAAUGGACAAUGGGAGUCUCUUAAUCCAUUGAGGAUAUGUCGGGAAAGGCCCUGUGGACAUCCUGGAGAUACUCCUUUUGGUUCUUUCCAACUUGAAAGAGGAGAAGAGUUUGUAUAUGGUGCAAAGGUUGUUUACACAUGUAAUGAGGGAUAUCAGUUGCUAGGUAGGAUUAAUUUCCGUGAGUGUGAACCAAAUGGAUGGUCCAAUGAUGUUCCUCUUUGUGAAGUUGUUAAGUGUUUACCAGUGACAGAACCAGAGAAUGGGAGACUUACCAGCACUGCAUUGGAACAAGACCAAGACUAUACUUUUGGACAUGUUGUACAUUUUCACUGUAACUCAGGCUACAAGCUUGAUGGACCUGCAGAAAUUCAUUGCUCAGCAAAUGGUGUUUGGAGUGGAGAAACACCAAAAUGUGUGGAAAUUUCCUGCCAAAAGCCAGCAAUUGCAAAUGGACAGUCUUCUUCUCCGAAGCAAGUUUACAAGGAAAAUGAACGACUUCAAUAUAAAUGUAACAGUGGUUAUGAAUACAGUGAUAGAGGAGAUGCUAUAUGUACUAAAUCUGGGUGGACUCCAAGUCCUUCAUGUAAAGAAGUAGUAUGUGGUCCUCCUGAUAUUCAAAAUGGUGACUACACACCAAAAGCCAUCCAAUACAGACCUGGAAGUGAAAUCACAUAUUUCUGUAAAAAGGACUUUUAUCCAACUGGUACAAAUAGAGCAAGAUGUUAUGGUAAACACUGGGACCCUUCUCCGAAAUGUUCUCCAAAGACCUGUGAUGCUCCAGAAAUAAAACAUGGACAGUUACAGAUUGGAUAUACGUAUAGAUCACCCUUUCCAGCACAGUUAGGAGCAUAUUUUUACUAUAGCUGUGAUACCAAUUUUGUGACUCCUUCAAAACAUAGUCGGGGACACAUUACUUGCACACAGAAAGGAUGGGACCCAGCAGAACCAUGCCAGAGACAAUGUACUUUCAAUUAUUUGAAAAAUGGAAAGAAUCCAAGGUAUGCAGAAAAAUAUUCCCAAGGUCAAUCUGUGAGAGUUCAAUGCAAUUCUGGUUACAGUCUUCAAGAUAAGCAGACUAUAAUGACAUGUACAGAGAAUGACUGGUUCCCUCCUCCCGAAUGUAUUUCUCUCAAAAGAUGUUUAAAAUCAGAUAUAACAAUUGAAAAUGGAUUUUUUUCUGAAUCUGAACGUGAAUAUUCCUUGAAUAAAGAAACAAAAUAUCAGUGUAAACCAGGAUAUGUAACACCAGAUGGUAAAACUUCAGGAUCAAUUACAUGUCUGGAAAGUGGAUGGUCUCGUCAACCCACAUGUAUUAAAUCUUGUGAUGUGCCAGUAUUGGAGAAUGCCAGAAUCAGAAACAAGAGCCAGUGGUUUAAAGUCAAUGACACGUUGGACUAUGAAUGCCUUGACGGAUAUGAAAGCAGAGAUGGGCGUGCAGGUUCCAUAGUGUGUGAUAAUGACGGUUGGUCUCAUAAACCAGCAUGUUAUGAAAUAGAAUGCAAGGUUCCAGAAGUAGAAGAAAACUUAAUUGUUAAUCCCAGAAAGAACAAAUAUAGAAUUGGAGACAUGUUGAAAUUCUCCUGCAAACCAAGACUUAAAAGAGUUGGACCAGAUUCAGUUCAAUGUUACCACUUUGGAUGGUCCCCUAAUUUUCCAACAUGUAAAGAUCAAACAAAACAGUGUGCUCCACCUCCUCAACUCCUCAAUGGGGAAGUUAAAGAAACACAAAAAGAAAUCUAUGAACACAAUGAUUUGGUGGAAUAUGUUUGCAAUACUAGAUUUCUGAUGAAGGGUUUUAAAAAAAUUCAGUGUGUUGACGGACAAUGGACAGACUUGCCUAUAUGUAUUGAGGUGGAGAGUACAUGUAGAGAUAUACCUGAACUUCAUUACGGCUCUGUUGUUGAGCCUUCUGCCCCUCCCUAUCACCAUGGAGAUUCGGUAGAGUUCAAUUGCAUGGAGGACUUUACAAUGAUUGGACACAAGUCAAUUACAUGUCUUAAUGGAAUGUGGACCCCACUUCCUCAGUGCAUUGCAACCAAUGAACUUGAAAAAUGUAAAUUCAACUUGACCAAACAGACACAACCAUUAGGUAAGACUAUAUAUGAUCAUAACAAGAAUGUAAGUUAUAAAUGCAAAGGACCAACAAAGUCAAAACUCUCAACAUGCAUAAAUGGGCGAUGGAACCCCGAACUAAGCUGCACAGAAGUUAUCACGCAGCCGUGCCCCCCACCACCUCAGAUUCCCAAUGCUCAAAAUAUGACAACGACAGUGAAUUAUCAGGAUGGAGAAAAAGUAUCUGUUGUCUGUCAAGACAAUUAUAUUAUUCAGGAUGCAGAAGAAAUUGUGUGCCGAAAUGGAAGCUGGCAGUCAAUACCACGCUGUGCUGAAAAACUCGGGUGUCCUCAACCACCUCAUAUAGAACAUGGAAGCAUUAAAUCAUCUGAAUUUUCAGAAGAAAUAAAAGAAACGUUGAAACCUAAGCUUUACCCACAUGGCAGCAAACUAAGUUACACUUGUAAGGAUGGUUUCCUGAUAUCUGGAAAAGAGGAGAUAACAUGCGAAAUGGGAAAAUGGAGUUCUCUACCCCGGUGUAUAGGGCUUCCUUGUGACCCACCAGAAUAUGUGGUUCCAUAUAGUCUUCCUCUUCACAAAUCAGACACUUACCAGGAUGGAGAAGAAAUAGUAUACAAAUGUGAAGAAGGUUUUGGGACUAAUGGAUCUGCAUCUAUAAAGUGUUUAGGAGGAAAAUGGUCUCAUCCACCAGAAUGCAUAAAAACGGAUUGUUUUGGCCUACCUGACUUUGGUAUUGCCAUACCCAUAGGCCGGAAGAAGGACUUAUAUAGGUCAGAAGAAAAAGUAACUUUUGUGUGUCCAAAGAUUUACCAAUUGGAUGGACCCAAUUUUGUACAGUGCAUUAAGGGCCAAUGGAUAGGAGAGCCAAAAUGCAAAGAUAUUUCCUGUGAGAAUCCACCCAAAGUGGAAAAUGCUAUUAUCCUAGAUGAGAAGCCUAGGUAUCUACCUGGUGAGACUGCACGUUAUGAAUGCACCGAACCUUUUGAACUGUUUGGGGAUGUAGAAGUGACAUGUUCUAAUGGGAACUGGUCACAACCACCUCAGUGUGCAGAACCUAGUGGAAAAUGUGUGUCUCCUCCAUCUGUUGACAAUGGAGACAUUACCUCAUUCCCACUAGCAGCAUAUGCUCCGGGAUCGUCAGUAGAGUACAAAUGUCAGGCCUACUAUGUACUUCAGGGACCCAGGACCGUAACAUGCAGAAAUGGAAAGUGGUCACCACCACCAAAAUGCUUAGAGCCCUGUACAGCAUCAGAAGAAGUCAUGAGAAGACAUAAUAUAACAUUUCGAUGGUCUUAUAAGAAAAAAAUAUAUUCUCCAACAGGGGAUGUGAUUGAAUUUGAAUGUCUUCAUGGAUAUCGUAAAAAGACACCAGCACAAACAUUCCGAGCCACGUGUCAUGAUGGGAAACUGUUAUAUCCUGUAUGUGGAUAAAACAAUGAUUAAGAUGCAGUCCUAAAAUUAAAAUAUGUACAUUUACUCAGAAUUUUUCAUUAUCAAUCCAAUUCUCAGUUUAUUUUUUCAAGUAUUGUGUAACUCAUUUGUAUUUAAAUCAGAAUUUGUAUUGAAUAUUAUAUGCAUGAUGUGAUGAUAAUCAGAGGAAUGAAUAAAUCACUUCUUAAAAGCACCUCAUUUAAACUUG
Mustela lutreola (European mink) is the source of this 4093-nucleotide messenger RNA. RefSeq names its product complement factor H-like. The transcript is spliced from 22 exons. The record is from RefSeq and is a predicted model, not a curated record. NCBI's taxonomy places the organism in Eukaryota, Metazoa, Chordata, Mammalia, Carnivora, Mustelidae. The coding region runs from base 181 to 3885 and encodes 1234 amino acids.